GUUCCCACCUCCAUGAGCCAAGAAUAGACAGGCCAGAAAGAACGACACUGCUCAAAGAUCGAGAGACGCUUUUGAAUCGACUGGAUCUGUUGCAGAACAAACAGGAUCUCUAUGGUUAAUGGUUUAAUUUUCCUAGACUUAAAACAUUACCUUUAAAAGUCUUUCACAACUGCUUUGGCCUUUGUUCUGUUAAAGGGCCUGUGACAUUGGCUGUGAGAGCUGAGGCAUGGAAAAGGAGACGAGCCGGUGGUGCAUGGACUGAAUUUACUGUCCUGUCCUCUAUUUUUCCGUUGUGCAAAGGUUCCUGGAAUUCCUCAGAGGGCUUGUCUUGCCUUAUAUGGAGGACCUAAGAGCCGUUCUGACUGUGUGAUUGGACCAGUGUGAGAAUAAAAUCUUGUUAGUUUUAACAAAUAGCAUGACAGACAAUAUGUAAACUAUAAAAAUGAGCUAAACUCUUGUCUAAAGUUAGUAAAAUGAAUUUUCUCAGGCAAUAUUUUAUGAUACUCUUAGAGUGGGUAAGCUCGUGGUUGAAGUAUGGUCUUAGAGGACUUUUGGAUGCUUGUCCAUUUGUCAACAACUGGGUAGCAUCCUCAGGUAUCACUGAUAGAGAGUUAUGCCAAGCAGACUCAGAGGAGUGGAAAACCAAUCAGGCACUCCGCACAUAUCACCUUAGAGAUGGAGAUAAAACCAAGGUCACAAUCCAAACCAGCACACAUGCCUUCCAUGUGGACCUCCAAAGACUUGCAGAGUGCAGCGAGUACUUCCGAGCUUUGUCCCAGUCCAGAAUGAGAGAGACCUCAGAGAGCCUCAUCCAGCUGGAUCAUGUGUCCUCCUCUAUAUUCCACAAUCUCCUUGAGUUCUCCUUCCAUAAUAACUUUAAAGUCCCUCAGGAGGACUUGGGAACACACAUCCAGGUAAGCAGCUAUCUCAUUGCUGAGGCCUUCCUCUCAAAGUGCCUGUCAGUCCUGGCAGAUGUUCUCAGCCCAUCUAACUGUCUGUCAUACCUGAGUCUUGCUCAGGAGAUUUUGUGUGAGGAGAUGAAGAUGACAGUGUUCACUUACCUGAGCAGAAACCUGCUGGAGCUGCCACAUGUCAUCAGAUGUCUGAGUGACGAGGAAAAGGAAGAAGUCAUCCACUUGAGGUCAAAAGGGGACAGACGUCUCUGCAGCCUCAGGAAAGAGAAUCUGAGUUCCUGGAAUGACCCAGAAACAGAACAUGCCCGGCACGUUUUCACCCUGAGAGGGUCAGAGGACAGCGGAGAUUGGCAUCCAGUUACAGAGCUUCCAUUUAAGGCGGAUAAGUGGUGUUUUACUACAGUGGUGCUUUAUAACUAUCUGUAUGUCAUAGGAGGCUACAGGCAGCGAAUGAAAAGAGGCUGGGAGUUCAAUAUGGCUUCCUUUAGGUAUAAUCCCUUCACUCACAAAUGGGUCGCCACAUCACCUCUGAUAAAGCACAGAAGGCACUUUAGUGCAGUGGCCUGUGAAGGCUGUAUUUAUGCUGUGGGAGGCUGGUACUUGGACUCUCUGGUGACUCCAGAUUCCAGCACAGCUCUUUAUACAGCUGUAGAGUGCUAUGAUCCAUGGGAGGACACAUGGAGGUUUGUGUCGUCACUGCCCCUCACUGACUUCCAGUUCACCAUGUCCUUGUCCCAUGAUGUGCCCCUUGCUACCAGCCAUGGACACUGCAUCUAUGUGUUGGGGAGCAUCCAGAGGACUACAGAGAAGCUGUUGCUGCAGUACAACACAAAACAAGACUUGUGGUCGGAACUGCUUCCCACACUGACCAGAGCUGAUGUGGAUCUCCCUAUGCUUUACUUCCUGGGCGCCACUGACAGACUGCUUGUGAUUGGUGGGAACAACUCUGAGAAUGUGGUGACAUCAUUCUGUGUGGACUCGCAGAAGUGGGGACAGGUGCACAGGGCUGAGAAAGUGGCAUUUGCAGGGCAGGGAACGGUUGUAGGUGACCAGGUCUUGAUGCCAAGUAUAGAGCACAACACUGUUGCAAGGAUGGAUCUCCAAACCUUGUCCAUCACAGCUCUUCCUCCUCUACCCAUCUCCACCCACUAUGAAGCUACCUUUUAUCUUCAUUUCUAAUGUCAUAGUUAGCUUUUCUGCACAUAUUUGAGCUUGUUUUUAUAGCUGAAUGAAUAGCACUUUUUAUAAUCCUUCUAAGACAUAUGGUGAUAAAUUCCAUAAGUGGAUUAUCCCUAUCUCUUGUACUUAAAAUCUCUGUCCUCGACUUAGGGCAGAUUAUUUUUAGACCUUUAACUGAGUCUUGGACAAAAACAAGAAAGCUUGAUUUAAAUGUAAAUUUUAAAUGCUUCUAACCAUUAUUCACUUUGAACUUUUUGAACUGUUUAAAAAAAGUAGAAAAUUUUUGGACUAUUACAUUCUGUAUACAUCUGUUUUCUAAUGUUCAUCUCUGUGUGUGACACUGAAAAUCCUAAUGGACUUCUAGUGGUAAAUAACAGUUCUUUUUGAAUAAUGAAUAUACAUAAGAAUCAGUUCAAAAUUGCUGUUACCUUCUUUGUUUUGUUUACAUUUAAUAUAUUACCUCUUUUCUCACUGACAUCACAUUUCUAAUGUUUCUGCAUAAAUACCAAUGAGACCUUGAUAUCUAAACUUCGAAUAAAUCCCAUAACAUAGGUAUAUUUUAUUAUCAGAUUCCAGAAAUGCUUGUAAUCUCAGUAGGUGAAAUGUCACAUGGUUCUCAGUUACAU
Messenger RNA from Amphiprion ocellaris (clown anemonefish), 2719 nucleotides. RefSeq names its product kelch-like protein 38. The transcript has 8 exons. The record is from RefSeq and is a predicted model, not a curated record. Bases 474 to 2093 code for a protein of 539 amino acids. Gene Ontology annotation, molecular function: protein binding. Lineage: Eukaryota; Metazoa; Chordata; Actinopteri; Pomacentridae.